Anguilla rostrata (American eel) is the source of this 2736-nucleotide messenger RNA. RefSeq names its product potassium channel, subfamily K, member 5a (gene kcnk5a). Gene Ontology annotation, cellular component: plasma membrane. The transcript has 5 exons. Gene Ontology annotation, biological process: stabilization of membrane potential; potassium ion transmembrane transport. Lineage: Eukaryota; Metazoa; Chordata; Actinopteri; Anguilliformes; Anguillidae. Bases 329 to 1876 code for a protein of 515 amino acids. The record is from RefSeq and is a predicted model, not a curated record. Gene Ontology annotation, molecular function: potassium ion leak channel activity; outward rectifier potassium channel activity.
ACACCAAGUCCACACGUGUAGAGGACGCUGCUAGCAGAAGGACGGGACGCUCCUUUGUACGUAUUGUAAAAAAGUUGAGCCAAUAGAAAUUCCUAACGUGGCUAAAACAAAGCUGUUUUUUUAAAAGAUUAAUGUCUAAACAGAGCAGCCACAACUUGUGUCUCCAGGGAAAACAUUGUAGGAUUAUUUUCAAGGGAUUCACAAGAAGAAAAGUUUUAGCUUGCAGUUCCAAAUUGGUCUGUGAGCAUGCGCUUGGUGUAAAAGCAGAAAAUUCAAACCGGAGUGCACUUCCCGCGGGCUUGAAGUAGCGCCAGUAUCACGCUUAAUUAUGGUGGACAAGGGCCCAUUAUUGACAUCAGCAGUAAUCUUUUAUCUGUCCAUUGGGGCAGCAAUAUUUCAAGUUCUUGAGGAGCCGAACUGGAAAAGAGCGGUUAAAAACUACACGGACGAAAAGGAUCAGAUACUCCAAAAAUACCCCUGUCUCACGAGAGAGGACUUGGACAGGAUUUUGGAGGUGGUGUCGGAGGCCGCCGGGCAGGGCGUCACCAUCACGGGAAACAAGACCUUCAACAACUGGAACUGGCCCAACGCCGUCAUCUUCGCCGCCACCGUCAUCACCACCAUAGGUUAUGGAAACAUUGCGCCGAAGACGUCCAACGGCCGGAUCUUCUGCAUCUUCUACGGCCUCUUCGGGGUCCCCCUGUGCUUCACCUGGAUCAGCGAGCUGGGCAAGUUCUUCGGGGGCAGGGCCAAACACCUGGGGCUGUACCUGACGAAGAGAGGGGUCACCCUGCGCAAGGCCCAGUUCACCUGCACCGCCAUCUUCGUCCUGUGGGGGGUGCUGGUCCAUCUGGUGAUCCCGCCCUUUGUCUUCAUGUGCCAGGAGGGCUGGUCUUACGUGGAGGGGCUGUACUUCUCCUUCGUCACUUUGACCACCAUCGGCUUCGGGGACAUGGUGGCGGGGGUCGACCCGAACGCGGACUACCCGACCCUGUACCGCUACUUCGUGGAGGUGUGGAUCUACCUGGGCCUGGCCUGGCUCUCCCUCUUCUUCAACUGGAAGGUGCGCAUGGUGGUGGAGGCGCACAAGGCCCUGAAGAAGAGGAGGAAGAUGAGGAAGCUGUCCGUGGACGAGAUGCGGACCUACAAGGAGGCCAACAGGUCGCUGCGGCUGUCCCCGUCCGCCAACGACGUCAACAUCUUCAGCUUCCUGUCCAAGAAGCAGGAGGGCUACAACGACCUCAUCAAGCAGAUCGGCUCCAAGAAGGAGGGGCCGGGCGGCGUCAACGGUGUGGGCGGGGUCGCAGGCGGGGGCGGGGCCGCCAAGGACGCGGCCCGCUCCAAGAGCUGCAGCGACACGGCCGUCUGCGGCAACGCCAUCCUGAACUUGGACCGCUCGCCGCGCCAGAAGCGGCGGUACAGCUUCAGCGACCGCAUGACCGUGGCCUUCACCAAGUCCAGGAGCUACCUGAUGGGCCUGGAGGAGGGCAUGCUGCUGACCGAGGUGCCGGGCGAGGCCGACCUGGAGGCGCAGGAGGGCGUGUACGAGAACCAGCUGGACAAGGACGGCGGCGGGACGGACGGCGGCCGGCCGUGGGACUCCAAGGACUACCAGUCGCUCGUCUUCCAGAACGCCAACAUCACCUUCAUCGACGAGGAGAACCUGCUGGACGAGGACGCGCAGACCAAGCUGUCCACCUCGGACGAGAACGCCUCCCUGGCGUCGGAGACGGACUCCAAGGAGGAGCCGGGCUCGGAGUCGGAGGGCUCGGAGGGGACGGAGGGGUCGGUGUUCACCACGGACAGCUCGGACCGCUGCCACUCCUACGAGCAGCUGGUGGAGGAGUACGCCAAGGAGGACAACACGGAGACCUGAGUAGGCUUCGGCUGGGCCCAGAGGCGCCUCCCUCCAUCCACGUCCUCCUCUCGUUCACGCAAGGCCGACCGGAGAGGAGGCGAGCAGGCUGAACUAACGGCUUAACGGGGACCGAUGCCGGGGCGGGGCAACGGACGAAUCGCACUCCGGACCAUGAGGUCCACGUCAUCAUGUUGUCGCUCCGCGUGAGAAGCAAGGUCUUCCAUUUUGGCUCUUGUCUGUGCUCGUGGAACGACCGACGUCACUGAACGCUUACGCGCAGACCGUUCUGGUAGCUUAACGAUUCAACAACAGUUCCAUUUUUUUUCUGUGUUGUCUUGCGUGAGUUCCACGUCAUUCUAUUUAUUGCUAGAAAUGGUGUACGCAUCUGCUUCUUUGUCUGAGAACAUAGCACUGAUUCACGUAGAAGAGAUGCCCCUCUGUUCAACGGUAAAAAAGGACCUUUCAUGAAGACUGACGGCAUCUUCCAAACGUGGAUUGCCUCCAGUGUCCCAAAUCAUAUUCACCAUAUUGGUGCGUUGUUGUUAUUGUUGUUGUCUGUGUUAACGUUAAUAAGAAUGAAGGAGUGUCCUUUUCCUGCGACAUGCAGGCCUUGAAUCCUCCUCCUCUUGACCAGUGCUUCUAAAAAUGAAAAACACAAAGGGUACUUCUUUUUUUAUUUCGUUCAGGUAAAUGCUUGGGACCGGAGUAGCCGAGCUCUUUUUUUCUGAAAGAUGUGCAACAGGAAGUGGUGCAGUUUCUGCUGGCAGAUUGUGCCCCCUCACCCCACCCCACACCCUGCCCUUGUUUUCUUUCCUCCCCAUUAUUUUUAUCCUCUGGCGGAUGUUACGCUCCGGAUGGAUGAUGUUUGAUCUUUUUUU